AUGGCGACUCUUGCGGAGAAACUGGACAAGAUCAGGGCUCCGAAUCUCGAGAGCCAACGAGCGACUCGGGUUGUUCUUGCGGCCAUAGAUGAAACUCUCAAAGAACAAAAACAAGAACCGACGGCUGCUGGCUACUUUGCAGUUCUUCUCAGCCUCCUUGGCCGUGCAGCCUCAGGCGAGACUAUCGCCGAAGACCGUGCCAUCUCUCUCGUCUACCUCCUCGACAUUGUUGCACCAUUUGUCGCGCAGCCUCUUCUCCGCGCAAAGUUCACCACCAUCUUCACACAAAUCGCUCCGGCGCUCGCCCGACAAGAUGCGCCGGCUCCACUCCUUCGGCCGUCCAUCGGCUGCCUCGAGACCCUGCUGCUAGCUCAGGAUUCUGCGUCAUGGAACAUGACGGUGACCCAGAUCAGCCCGCGAAGGGCGGUGGCUGGGCUGUUGAACCUCGCCCUGGACCACCGGCCAAAGAUCCGGAAGCGAGCGCAGGACAGCCUGCGAACCAUACUCAAGAACCCACCUCCGAGUCCAUCACUAGACCACCCGGCGGCAGACAUGUGUGCCGAGUUUGUCAUGACGAGCCUGAAGGAAAAGACGGCAGCAUCGCGGGGCGAGAAGAAGGCAGCACAGUCCGCGCAUGACCCGGAUCUAAUCCAUGCGCUGCAACUCACCAGGUCGAUUGCGUCUGCCUGUGGUGGUUGGCCCAGCAAGAAGAUCGAGCCCCUGUGCGAGUUGCUGCUGGGAAUCGCGAGGAGUGGAAAUGACCACCUGACCAUGGCUGUCUUUGACGUGUUUGAGAUGAUUUUUGAGGGCAUGGCGGACGAGGUUGCGCGCGCAAAGAUGCCGCGACUCUUGGAGAUCAUUACCGAGCUGCACCCGUCGGCUAACGACACCCAGCUACUGCCCCCGUGGAUUGCUAUUCUCUCCAGAGCGUACGAUGUGUCUGCGCAGAUGGAGCCGGCCGAGACGUUCCAGGCUCUGCCCGAGGUUUUUGCCUCUACUGCUCAGUACCUGGACUCGCAUUCGGAGAAUAUCCGGACCUCAGCAUCCGAAUGCCUGGUCUCAUUCCUGGCAAACUGCAUUCCGUCCGAGGUCAUUCUGGAGCCCUCGAUAUAUGACGAAAAAGUUCUGGAAAAAUUAGCCAAUACGGUGGAGGGCCUUCUCAGUGUCAAGUACCAAGCAGCAUGGCCACAGACGUUUACGGUGAUUGGAGCCAUGUUCGACUCGCUGAGAUGGAGGACUAACCCGCUUCUCGUCAAUGUCGUGAAAGUGGUUGGAGACCUUCGAAGCAGCGACGCCUUCUUGGGUAAAAAGGAGGCCGACGAGCUGCUGGGCAAGGCUAUCAGGGCCAUGGGCCCGGAAGCUGUUCUGGGUGCGUUGCCCUUGAAUCUGGCCCGGCCAAGCAAGGACCAGCCUGGGCGCGUUUGGCUGCUCCCCCUCCUGCGUGACUACACAACAAACACGGAUCUCGCACAUUUCAGGAAAGAGCUCGUUCCCCUUUCGGAGCUCAUGUUCCAAAAGGUCCUGGACAAUGGAGACGCCGAGAAGACAAUGACCAUCAAGAUCUACGAGACUGUGGUCCAGCAGAUAUGGUCAUGUCUGCCUGGAUACUGCGAUUUACCUCUGGAUCUGCAAGAGUCGUUUGACAAUGCGUUUGCCGAGCAGCUGUCCAACCUCCUCUACCAACAGGUCGAGCUGCGGCUUGACGUGUGCAGAGCUCUGAGAACUCUGGUCGAGUCCAACCAGGCUAUAGCGUCAAUAGAAGGCCCCGAUGAUUUGCUGCUUCAGAGCCGUUUGUCGCAAGCCCAGGCCAAGAAGAAUCUUGAGUACCUCGGAAACACUGCGGGCAAUUUCCUCGCCGUGCUGUUCAACGUCUACAGCCAGACAUUACCACAAACCCGCGGACCGAUCCUUCAGACCAUCAACGCAUACCUCAGUAUCACACCCGCAAAGGAGUUGGAAGAGACAUUCGACCGUCUGUGCAAGAUGCUUGCCACCGAGCUGGAGGAGGCUGCUGGCAAGCCGGCUGGGCAAAAGGCUCAAGAAAGCGGGGACAAGGUACCAUCAGCGUCACACACCUUCAUGGAUCUCGUCGUGACCAUGUCGAUUUACCUUCCCCGGACAAGUUUCACCGCUUUGUUCAACAUGGCCUCUAUAGUGGUCUUCAAGAAUGAGGACCCUCAGCUACAGAAAAAAGCCUACAAGCUGAUACCACGACUCGCCGAAUCUCCGAUUGGUCAAGAGGCACUCAAGGAACGUCACCAGGAGCUUCAGACGCUCUUGUUGUCCAGUGCCGAAAAGGUCUCAGCCCCAGCAAGACGUGAGAGACUGGCCGCCAUCAGUGCCCUUCUGCCUUUCAUCCCUGCCACCUCAUUACACUUUAUCCCCUCCAUAGUGCCCGAGGUCAUCAUUGCAUGCAAGGAACAUAACGAACGUGCAAGGAACACCGCGUUUGAUCUGCUUGUUCAAAUUGGGCAGAUUAUGGUGGCAGAAAAGGGUGCGACAAUCAACAACAGCAAGGUGCCACAUAUGCCAGACGACGCUCCGCCUGCUACUGCAAGCAUCGAGGAGUUCUUCACCAUGCUGGGCGCUGGACUGGCAAGUCAUACUCCGCAUGUCAUGUCAGCGUCUGUGACUGCCAUCACACGAGUUCUGUUCGAGUUCCACACCGAAGUGAGCCAGGAGACUCUCGAUGAUGUUGUUAAGACCGUCGAGCUGUUCCUCACGUCAAACAACCGGGAACUGGUCAAGAGCAUCUUGGGAUUCGUCAAGGUGUGCAUCACUAGCCUGCCCGUGGAGAUGAUGAUGCCCCGCCUUCCUUCCCUCAUCCCGUGCAUCAUGACGGCAAGCCACGAGCACAAGGGACAUUUCCGGUCCAAGGUCAAGCACAUCAUGGAGAGGCUGGUCAGGAGAUUUGGAUUCGACACCGUCAACAAGUAUACCCCUGAGGCAGACAAGAAGCUCAUCACGGGCAUUAGGAAGACGAAGGAGAGGAGCAAGAAGAAGAAGGAGGCUGCCAAGGAGAAUGGUGAUGAUGCCGAUGAUGGCGCACACGGCAAGAGGAGAAACCAGUUCGAGAGCCAGUACGACGAGGCGUUGUUCGACAGCGACGAGGAUGAUAGCGGUUCGGAUGACUCGGAUGAUGACAUGGCUCGAGGGCGCGGCAAGGGCGGCAAGACCUACAUCGUCGAAGACGAGGACGAGCCGCUUGACCUGCUGGGCCGCAGCGCGUUGGCCAAGAUAUCAUCUACGAAGCCGCUCAAGAUGCGCAAGGCGGGCAAGACGAAAGCCAAGACCGACCUGGACGGCAAGUUGAUCUUGGGUCGGGAUGAUGAUGACGACAGGAUGGAGACUGAGGAUCCGGCAGAGGCCGAGGGUGGCGGCGUGGACGCCUACGUAGCUGCCCUCAAGGGCAAGGAUGCACCCAAGAAGGGUCUCAGGGGCAAGCUGAAGUGGAGCAACAAGAAGGGCCGGGACGAUGAGGAUGAGGAGAUGGAUGAUGGUGAGGAGGAGGUUGCUGUCGCGCUCAAGGGCAAGAGGGAUGCCGGCAGGGGUAGAGGAGGCGGUGGUGGUCGUGGCCGUGGCGGCAGGCCGGAUCGCAGCGCGAGGGGCGGAAAGGGUGGCAUCGCAGCUGGGCGAAGAGGGCUCGGCGAAGGCAAACAACGUGGACCGGCUGCUGCUGGUGUCGGGAAGCGAAGCCCUGGAAAGGGAAGGAGAUAG
Pyricularia pennisetigena is the source of this 3717-nucleotide messenger RNA. RefSeq lists its product as uncharacterized. The transcript is spliced from 2 exons. Lineage: Eukaryota; Fungi; Ascomycota; Sordariomycetes; Magnaporthales; Pyriculariaceae. Bases 1 to 3717 code for a protein of 1238 amino acids. The record is from RefSeq and is a predicted model, not a curated record.